Armigeres subalbatus is the source of this 3333-nucleotide messenger RNA. RefSeq names its product sodium- and chloride-dependent neutral and basic amino acid transporter B(0+)-like. The record is from RefSeq and is a predicted model, not a curated record. Gene Ontology annotation, biological process: sodium ion transmembrane transport. Gene Ontology annotation, molecular function: gamma-aminobutyric acid:sodium:chloride symporter activity. Gene Ontology annotation, cellular component: neuron projection; plasma membrane. NCBI's taxonomy places the organism in Eukaryota, Metazoa, Arthropoda, Insecta, Diptera, Culicidae.
GUUGGCCCAGUGUGAGAUUUCCCAGCGCGCCAAGCUGUGUGGUGUUUACCAAGUGUCAUAACUCAGGGCGUAAUUGUCGUCCACCCAGUGUUUGUCAGUAUGAGGAAGAGAAAAGUCAAAUGAGGCACCCCGUCGCAAAUUGCUAUCAAUACCAGUUCCCGGUGAAACCUAGUGAUAAUUUUUAAGUGCAGCUAAGAAGAAAACAACCUAAAAGUGAAACAAAGUGCAAUACUCGAGAUAGCCGCGAAGUCGUUCCCAAUAAGGAGCAAUACAGCUGUCGAUACGAUUUAUUGCGCCUCCAUUAGGAGCGCCGAAACAGCCCCGCCACAAUGAAGUGGCACAAGAAGCCAAAACCAUCGAUAUCGAGCGUCACUUCCAUGUCCUUUCUGUCGGAUGAAAAUCUCACAUUCCACCGUUUCUCCGAUGGCACCAUUUCGUUCACGUCGGAACGGAAGAAAUCGGAAGGAGUCCUGGCCAGCAACGGGUACGGCAAACCGGGUCAAGCGCUGACCAUCGACCGGAUCACCCACCUGCGGAAGCAGUCGUACACGCCGACGGCUACGACCCCGAUCUGGACCACCCAUACGGCCUUCAACAACUACACCAGUAAUACCAUUGCCAAUAGUAACCAUAGUGGGAACAGUUCGACCGAUAACAACGCCAGUACGACUACGGCCGGCAUCCCCACGGCCAAUGAUCUGCGGUACCUGUCGUCGCCGACCAACGCCAACAAUGCCAGUGUUAUGCACAACGGAUCCACCGUGAAGCUCCUGUCGACCAAAGUCACCUCGCAGAACAACGUUGCUGCCGAUAGCGAUGAUCAGUCAAACAAACAGUCAAGAUCAUCUAUAUUUCGCGGCGUGAUACUGUGCCUGUGUCUGAACCUGACCUACGCCAAUGUGGCCCGAUUCCCACGUGAACUCCAACAGCAUGGGUCCGCUUUUCUCGUGCCGUACGUCAUACUCCUGCUCCUGGUCGGAUUACCGGUGGUGUUGCUUGAAAUUUCGCUGGGGCAGUUCCUCGGCCAGGGUUCGGCGCACAUGUGGCGCGCCGCUCCCUUCCUCAAGGGUGCCAGCUUGGUCGGACGAAUCGCCUCCUGGCUGGCGGCGAUCUGGACCUCGAUGCAUUCGGUGAUUGCGCUACUGUACGUCGGAAUGUUGUCAUUCAAAUCUGUGCCAUUUAGAGAGUGUAAUAAGGCCGUAACGAUCAACCAGCAGUCCAUUCACGACGGCUACGAUGUGGAACCCAAUAGCGGACAGGAAUGUUUGAAAUUAACGUUUCUACGUCCAGUGUGGCGAAGUUCCCUCUAUUUCGGGCUGCUUGCGUUGAGUCUGAUUCUGUUGUGGGUCAUUUCCAUGGUAUGCACGCACAGUGGAAAGAUUAACAGACGGUCGAUAUAUCUCUUUGGUUUUUUGGCGUUGGUGUUGUUAGUUUUUGAAACCGGCUGGGAAGUAACGAAAGCCAUCCAUGAUGAGUAUGUUCCAGGAUUGUGGCCAUUUUAUCCGGAGUCGUUUGCCGACAGCACGCUGUGGUUCAGUGCACUGGUGCAAGUCAUCUAUUCGCUCAAUAUUGGUAUCGGUGCAGUACCAGUCAUAACCGGGAAGUUCCUAUACAAAGGAGAUGCCAUCAAAACAUCAUUCGUCUACAUUUUCUUCAACAUCCUAAUAACAUCGAUUGCGGUUAUAUUCUACGUAUUUCAAUUUCACAACACUGCAAACGACCCACACUUGCUGUAUCCUGAACUGACCCCACUUACAUCUAUUUACGAUCGUGCCGUAACGGUUCACGAGUUGGAUCGCCUAAUACAGCAGUUGAUCCCAGCACUGGGCUAUGCCUUGCUUUUCAUAUCCUCGAUUGUGUCCGUGACGAUCUACGUCUACACUUCCACCAGGAUGAUUCGGAAACAUCCGAACUAUACCGUGUGUUUGGCUGGCCUAGUUGUCGCAAUAGCUGGACUAUUGUGCCCGAACUACAUCUUCCCAAGGAUCCUGGACACACGAAUAGUUGGAUCGUUGAUAGUUUGUGCUAUGAUUUUCGAAAUAAUCCUAAUCAUCUGGGUAUAUGGAUCAAAGAAUUUGUACACAGAUCUGGAAUUUUCACUCGGCCGACCUGUGCUCAAAGCAUGGCUAUUCAUUUGGGGCAUCAUUCCGGUGCUAUUGAUUGCGAUCCUCUCGUGGUGGACGAUCACGUAUUUCGACAACGAUCUACUCAUCGACUACUUUCCCAAGUGGCUGCCAGUGGUGUUCAGUUUGGGAGUUAUCAUGCUACUGGCGUGUGUCGAAAUCAGCAAGCAAGUUGACUACAACAUAUUCAGCAUGAUCCAUGGAGCAACGAAGCCAUCCAAAGAUUGGGGACCAGCUGAUCCUUUGGUUCGGCACGCUUGGAAGCAAUGGAAAUCCGUCUGCGAAGACACCGGCGAACGAGACUUCACUCUAAGACGGCGUGGCACCAAAGACUACACAAACUCUAUCAAGAAGGGCCAGUACUCCCACUCCAACAAAUACGGAUCUUCAAAUAAAAACCUGUCGACUGCGGGGAGCAAUUCUCCCAACUAUAGCGGGUCUGUUUUUGGGGACUCGGCCAUCGAAGAGGACAUUAGUGUGGAUAAGUUCCCCUACAAACAAAAGAACUCAGCGUACAGCGUCGAUUCCAACAAUGACAAAUCCCCUCACAUUUCCGCAAGCUCGCGAAAAUCUUCCAACAACGAUAAACGAACACCAAGUGAACGAAGCCAGGCAGGACUGAUAACCUCCAGCAAAAACUCCGAAAACGGUUUUACGUCUCGAAUAGAAAUAAUGAACGACGAUCAUGCGUAUCGGGGAGCUAUGGUACGAAAUCCACUGGCCAAAGCGGAUAAAACUCAACACUUUAAAACGAGUCAUCAUCAUCUCGCACCACCCUUGCCGGUGCAUCAUCCUUCCCCGCAGACGAUGAGUCAACAACCUGUGAAAGUGCAAAACCAGCAGAAUGGUCUCUUGCAGAACCCCUACCCGGAGGAGGGUUACAAUCGUGAUAUCUUCAUCAGCAACGGCCAACCAGAUCACAUCUGUUGGCGCAAGUUUUCUAUCAAUUCCGAAGAAUAUUCAACCGAGCUUUAAAAGCGACGAAAGUAGUAUUUAGCUAGGCAUGUUCGGGUCUUUGUUUGCAUGAAAAGUAAUUUGUUAAUGUUUGUACAUAUUAGUUCCAAUAGCGACGAGCUUAACGCGUAGGUACUUAUUAGCCCUACUACGUCUCUUUGCAGUAAAGCAACAAAUUCUAGUGAAUAUAUGUAUCAUAUGACCGUGGUUGAUGCGGGACAGGCCAAACUUAUUUAUUAAAUUUAUCAAGUGAAAA